Malania oleifera is the source of this 1380-nucleotide messenger RNA. RefSeq lists its product as uncharacterized. Gene Ontology annotation, cellular component: chloroplast. Bases 123 to 1133 code for a protein of 336 amino acids. Gene Ontology annotation, biological process: protein folding. The record is from RefSeq and is a predicted model, not a curated record. Gene Ontology annotation, molecular function: protein homodimerization activity; adenyl-nucleotide exchange factor activity; protein-folding chaperone binding. NCBI's taxonomy places the organism in Eukaryota, Viridiplantae, Streptophyta, Magnoliopsida, Santalales, Ximeniaceae. The transcript is spliced from 3 exons.
AGAGUGAGCGAGAGAGAGAGAGAGCGAGCGAGAGAGAGAGAGGCUAUUAUUUAUGAGGACUAAGGUCGAGCAAUGCCGACGUUCUCUGGUUUCACUUACAUUCCAUUUCAUUUCGUUCAUCAAUGGCUACUUGCCUCCCUAGCCACUCUUUCUUCACCCCUCGCCUCUCCGCUCCUCCCCAAAGAUCCUCCAAAACCCUAGUUCUAAAAACCCCAGCCCUCCAACCCCUCCACCAUUUCCCUCUCUGCAGGCCCCUUACUGAGUUCCCUCUCUUGAACUUCUCUCCAGUGGCCAACAGGCGUUGCUUCAAUGUUCCCCUUGCAGCCGAAGAGCCUUCACCUUUUACAAUUGAUGAAGCGGAGCGCAGUCAGAAUGGUGCAAAAACAUCAGAAAGUGAAACAGAGAAGGAGGGUAGUCAAAAUGAUGCAAAGACAUCAGAAAGCAAAAUGCGGCCAGGGCAUUUAUCCAGUUUGAAAACCCUCACUGAAGCAUACAAGGAGGCUAUUAUAGAUGGGGAUGAAAAAACUAUAGCUGAAAUUGAGGCUAUGAUAUAUACAUUAGAGAAUGAGAAGAAUGAUUUGGCUCAGAAAGUUUCAACUUUGUCAUCUGAGAUAACAUCUGGGAAGGACAAAUAUCUUCGCCUGCAAGCAGAUUUUGAUAAUUUUAGGAAGAGAUCAGAGAAGGAGAGACUUACCACAAGGACUGAUGCCAAAGGAGAAGUAAUUGAGAGCCUUUUGCUCAUGGUGGACAAUUUUGAGCGGGCCAAACAACAAAUUAAACCAGAAACAGAGAAGGAAAAAAAUAUUGAUACAAGUUAUCAGGGUAUAUACAAGCAGUUUGUGGAGAUCAUGAAGAGUUUGAACGUGUCUGCUGUAGAAACUGUUGGAAAGCCAUUUGAUCCAUCACUGCACGAGGCCAUGGCACGCGAGGAGUCCCAGGAGUUCAGGGAGGGAAUUGUGAUUCAAGAAUUCCGCCGCGGUUUUUUCCUUGGAGAUCGACUUCUAAGACCAGCAAUGGUUAAAGUUUCUGCUGGCCCUGGUCGGAAGAAAACCACUUCAGGCGCUGAGAAAUCCGACGGGCAACCUGCCACAGCUGCUGGAGUGGAUGAAGAUGCUUCUGUGAAACAACCCUAAGGACUAGCUUAGUGACACAAGCCCAAUGAGUAUUUGUCAAACCACACUGGGGUUCAUCCACUGGCUUUAGAUCUAAUGUAUUGGAUUUCCCCUUUCCACCCUAGCCAAUUGCAACCAACAGUUAUGGUAUCUUGAGUUCUGAAGUGGUCAUUUUGGGUUAAUGUCUGGGGACUUGACAUUAUUUUUGUUUGCAUCAACCGUGAUGGAUUUAAUAUGCUUAAAAGCCCGUUCAAAUUUACAUGCCAAA